Molecule: messenger RNA, 8811 nt
Organism: Rana temporaria (common frog)
Lineage: Eukaryota; Metazoa; Chordata; Amphibia; Anura; Ranidae
Gene: MEGF8
Product: multiple EGF like domains 8
Exons: 43
Coding region: 127-8322 (2731 amino acids)
Molecular function (GO): calcium ion binding; protein binding
Source: RefSeq, a predicted model, not a curated record
GCGACUGCUUCCGGUUGCGGUGCUCAGCUGGCGAGUUUUGGUUCCGGUUCAUGUGGGAGUCCAGAGGUGUAUAUAGCGGAUCGAGCAGGCGGAGGAGGGUCCCCUAGCGAGGGAUGCUGAACAGAGAUGGAGGCCCACGCUGGCUUGUGGAUGUGGAGCUGGCUCCCCUGCCUCCUCCUGCUGUGCCAGGUCCAUACAGCGACAUCGGGGGACUGCAAGGGGCAGAGGACAGUGCUGCGCAGUGUGCCGGGAUUUGUAAGCGACGGCCCAGGAAACUAUUCCGUGAACGGCAACUGUGAAUGGUUGAUAGAAGCACCCAACAGCAAUUACCGCGUGUUGCUGCGAUUUCUGUUCAUGGAUACAGAGUGUACCUACGACUACCUCUUUGUGUAUGAUGGAGACUCCUACAGUGAUCCUCUGCUAGCUAGCCUGAGUGGGAGCAGCCUGCCCCCCACCCUGGAGGCCACGUCUGGAAAGAUGCUUCUUCAUCUAUUCAGCGACGCAAAUUACAACUUGCUGGGCUUUAACGCCACAUACAGCUUCUCCUUGUGCCCGCAAGGUUGCUCUGGACAUGGAAGUUGCCAGGAAAACAGCCUAUGCUUGUGUGACUCGGGAUGGGGAGGAGAAGGUUGUCAGGUGCCGGACUGCAGCACCUACUGUCACCAUCAUCACGGGAUUUGUAACCAGGAGACUCAACGCUGUGUCUGUUUUCCCGGGUACAUGGGGGAACAAUGUGACCUAUCCCUUACUGAUAACCAGGGAUCUGGAACCUGGUACAAUGUAAGCAGUCAGGAUCCAGCCUUCAGCCCUCGCACCGCUGCCGCUGGAGCCUUUCUGCCCCCAACCAAUGCUCUUUAUAUAUUUGGAGGUUUGGAUCUGAAUUCUGCUCUUCAGGAUAUGGCCAUUUAUAACUUCACAUCAAACACCUGGGAGAGAAGGACCUAUCAUCCGAGCCCGUCUGCUCGCCAUUCCCACGUGGUGGUGGAGUGGAAUGGUACACUGAUUCUGUUUGGUGGGGAGUUACCGGGAGGAAAGCUGACCGAUGACACCUGGGUGUUUCUGCCUUUGGAAGAGCGAUGGAUGAACCUGACCCGCUACAGUGACAUAAAGCCCCCUCCUCUAGCUAACCACGCUGCGGCAACUGUGGAUAACUGGUUGUAUGUGUUCGGAGGCCGCACAGCUCGAGAUAUCUUUUCUUCAGAGAUGUAUCGUUUCAAUCUCCAUUCCUGGGAUUGGGAGCAGGUCCUUCCAGCUGGAGGGAAGCCACCGGCUGCUGCUGGUCAUUCCAUGGUGUUCCAUUCUACUUCCCGAACUUUGGUGGUUUAUGGUGGUCACCGACCAUCCACUGCAAGAUUCAGCAUACGUGUAAAUACCACAGAUUUGUUCCAUGUGGAUUUAAAUUAUUGGACUACUCUGAAGCCACGAGACGGUAACCGUGGUGGGCCCCGUGAGAGAGCAUUCCACAGCUCCACUGUUAUCGGGAACUAUAUGGUUAUUUAUGGUGGAAAUCUGCACAUUCACUACCAGGAGGAGAAGUGUUACGAUGAGGAAAUUUUCUUUUACCAUCUCGGCUGUCACCAGUGGGUGCCCAGUGAUAUUCUGAGGCCGCCACCUAAUCAGGGCCAUCAGAGUUUGGGCAGUGGGCGGUACUCUCAUGUCGCGGCUCUGAUGAAAGGAGGGGUACUUUUGGUGGCAGGAGGAUACAGCGGUACUCCCCGUGGAGAUCUGCUUGCCUACAAAGUGCCUGUUCCGGGGUCUGUGUACCAGCCGCCAGUGCAGGAUUAUCACCUGGACUACUGCUCCAUGUACACGGAUGAGACCAUUUGUUCCAAGGAUCCAGAAUGCACCUGGUGUCAGACAAGCUGCCAGACCCCUCAGCCUAACAAAAUUUGCCCGGACAAGAGCUGCCUAGGCCUGGCGAGACUCCUCUCUGAUUGUCAAUCAUGUCUGGCAUUCAGCUCCAACCUGACCACCUUCUCCCACGUCCCGCGCUCCUUUGGCUGGUGUGUCCAGAAUGAAACCUGUAUGCCAGUUUCAGAACGUUCAAACUGUCGUGUAGGUCAGAUUUCAGGCACAUAUGGUUGGUGGGGCACCCAUAACACCUUCAUCACUUCUCUGGAUGAUUGCCGAGUCAACAACUUCUUGCCUGGACUUCACCUAAUCACCUAUCAGCAGCCACGCAACGAGUCUCAGCCUGACCGGGUGUCGAUUGUGCGCAGCACAACCAUUACAUUAAGUCCCAGCACAGAGAUGGAUGUUUCUCUGGUGUAUAAAGGAUUCAUAUACCCCAUGCUGAGCACAGGCUCCUCCCCUGAGCGCGUCUCCAUCUGGGCUCGCAUUCAGCGCUUCUAUGUUGUGGCCCGCCUCGGGCGGUACCCUGGAAGCACACAGAUACUGGAGGAAGUGGGCCGCUGGUCAGUACACCAGGAUAAGGAGAGGCGAGCUCUGCAGAGAAACAGCGGAGAGCGUCUGUUUCCUAAUGCAGAACGGGGAAGCCGCUAUGCAGUGCAGAUUGAAGGCUAUCUCAAUAAUACAGGAAACGGACACACGAGUGAACUGAGCUUGACAUGGGACCGUACAGGGGUCCAUGGUGGAAGUGAGAUCUCUUUCCUAUUCCUGGAACCUCAUCGCUCUGAUGACUGUACCUACCUUUCCUGCUUGGCCUGCCUGGCAGACCAGAGCUGCGGUUGGUGCUCCAAGACCCGCACGUGUCACCACAGGCUAGGUGUGGAUUGGGCAAAAUUCUGUCAAGACACGCCCCUGAUUCUGUCGCCGAGCCACUGUCAGUUGUGCGAGGAAUACCGUGACUGCGAGGCCUGCAGCAAUGACCAGUUCUGCGAAUGGCAAAUACACAGCAGCAAGAAAGGAGACUCUCUGUGCAGCCGCAGAGGAAGAGUGAGCGGUUCUAUAAGAGCUCCCCAGGAAUGCCCCCGCGCCUGCAAUCGGCGUAGGACAUGCUCUGAAUGUCUUUCUAACUCCAGUCACUGUGCAUGGUGCCAGUCUACUGAAAGCUGCUUUUACUUUGCUGCUUAUCUGGCAAAAUAUCCGUAUGGUGACUGCAGGGACUGGUACGACAGCGUCCACUCUGUGCCCCAGUGUAUGGAUUGCUCCAGGUUUAACACCUGCCGGGAGUGUUUGCAAAACUUUGAGUGCGGCUGGUGCGGGAAUACUGACAACCCGACCUUGGGGAGGUGCUUCUCUGGGGAUUACUCUGGCGUUCGGGGAUACGCUUCAUGUUACAGGGCUCUGACGCUCGCUGGACUCCCACCAGAACCUGCUCAGUGGUCCUAUGCUUAUUGCCCAGAUGUGGAUGAGUGCAGGCUGGGGAUGGCCACCUGUCACAAAUAUGCCACCUGCAGAAACACUCCCGACUCCUACGAGUGUCACUGUGACCGUGGAUAUACUGGCGAUGGCGUCGCUCACUGCAAUCAAACGUGUUACAACGAGUGCUCCCAUGGCUCUUGCAGCGGGCCUCCAUUGUUCGCCUGUCUGUGUGAUCUCGGAUGGACUUCUAACAGCACAACUGUGACAGAAAGUGGCGUAGAGUGCAGCGUGGACUGUGAAUGUAACUUCCACAGUACCUGUGCUCAUGGACCAGGAAUCUGCGAUGCUUGUCAGGAUUGGACACAAGGGGAACAUUGCCAGGAGUGCCAACCUGGCAGCUUUGGAAUUGCCACACAGAAGCCGGGGUGCCAGGAAUGUGCCUGCAACAAACACGGGACCCCUGAAAUGGGCUAUUGUGACCGAGAGACGGGUGUGUGCUACUGUACAGACAACACUCAGGGAGAACACUGCGAAAAGUGUGCACCCGGGUACUAUGGAGACCCUAGGACUGGUGGGACUUGUUAUCUUGAAUGCCAGGGCCGCCAGCUGCUUACCAACGUGUCUUCCUCCGCUCUGGGAUCUCCCGGCGGCUCAUAUUGUCUGUGGGUGCUGAACGUAUCUUCUCACUCGGAGCCCUGCCACCCCGAGGACAACUGCCCGAGGCUCAGCUUCAGUCUGCAGCCGGACUUCAAUAUCCCAUGCACGCACAGCUAUGUCUAUGUGUUUGAUGGGAAUCCGGCCUUCCUGGAUACGGGGCUCCUGCAGUCGGAUCGCAGCUUGCUCGGAGCUUUCUGUGGACGUGGACGGGGUGAAGCGCCAUUGACUGUUGAGGCAACUACAGGGAUCCUUGUGGUGUAUUAUGAAGCAAACAACACAGAGCCCUCCGGCUUUAAUGCCACUUACUCUGUGCAUGAAUGUCACCCACCUUGUGAACCCAACAAAGUGUGCCUGGGACAGAGCUGUGUCUGCAAGAGCCCGCUGUCCGGCCCUUACUGCCUGCGCAAUGUCUGUCCCCGGAACUGCUCCGCUGAAGUUGGCAGAGGCGUCUGUAACCAGACCCUCGGCGUGUGUUUCUGUUCUCCUGGUUAUGCCGGAGAUGACUGCUCAGUCUAUCUAGACUCUGGGAAGAUUGUGUGGGAAAGUCUCAUGGACCCUCAACUGACGGCAGAUACAGCAAGUCGCUUUCUGCACCGCCUCGGACAUACCAUGGUGGACGGCCCAGAUAAUACUCUGUGGAUGUUUGGGGGGCUGUCAUUACGGGACGGAGUGCUGGGCAGCGUUUAUAGAUAUUCUGUGUCUGAACGCCGCUGGACACAGAUGUUGGCUGGAACCGAGGGAGGAGGCCCUGGACCCAGUCCUCGAUACUUCCAUGCGGCUGCUUAUAAUCCCGUCCGUAAUGCCAUGUAUGUUCUGGGAGGCCUAACAACCUAUGGAGCCUACAGUGACUUCUGGGUGUUGAACCUCACUACUCUGCAGUGGCGGAGAGAUUUGGAUCCUCUCUUGCCAGCGGUGGCCGGUCACACCCUCACUUCACGUCGGGGGUCAUCCUUGGUACUGAUUGGUGGAUACUCCCCUGAGAACGGCUUCAAUAACCGCGUGUUGGAGUACAACAUUGAAUUGGAGAUCUGGAAAGUGGGACACCAUACAGGCACGCCACCCACCGGUCUGUAUGGUCAUUCCACUGUAUAUCAUGAAGCUACCGAUGCCUUCUACGUGUUUGGUGGACAUCGGUUCCAUGUGGAGGCUGUGACACCCUCUCCUGAGCUUUACAGUUUAUAUUAUCCUAACCUGACUUGGAGCUUGCUCGCCCCCUCUCAGGGAAAAAAGCCUCUUUCGCACUUCUUCCAUGUUGCUGCGGUACUGAAGGACACCAUGGUUGUAGUCGGCGGCCGAACAGAACAGCAGGAGUACAGCAAUGAGAUUCUGUUCUAUCAGAUCCACUGCAAUUCCUGGAUAAGACCCAACAAGACUGAUGUAGUCCUGGGGGUGCCAUUGAAUGAGUCCAUAGGCCAUGCAGUUGCUGUGGUUGGAAGUCGGCUUUACCUCUCAGGCGGGUUCAAUGGCGUUGCUCUUGGACGGAUGGUGACACUCUCUGUGCCCUCGGACCCCUGCAUGUUGUUCAGCACGCCGUCGUCUUGUAAUCAGAGCUCAGCAAGUUGUGUUUGGUGCCAGCAAAGCUGCAUGUCGGCCGACAUUGCUGAAAGGCAUGGCUGUCUCCAACCCCUCUGCUCAUGCUUCCCGUUGCCAAGAUCUGCAGAUGAUUGCAGAAGGUUGAAGACCUGCAGCGAGUGUCUGGCACAGCACCCUCGCUCCAUGAGUGCCCAGCUAACUACGGGAGCCCCACGCUGCAAAUGGUGCACAAACUGUCCAGAGGGAGCGUGCAUUGGCAGCGAUGGAAGCUGCACUUCGGAGAACGACUGUCGUAUUAAUCAACGGGAGAUCUUCCUGGCCAGUAACUGUUCUGAGAUCUCAUGUGAGGCUUCUGAUUGCCAAAAGUGCAUUGCAUCAGGAAAGUGCAUGUGGACCCGUCAGUUCAAACGUACAGGGGAGACCCGGCGGAUCCUCAGUGUCCAGCCAACAUACGACUGGACGUGUUUCAGCCACUCAUUGCUCAAUGUCUCUCCUAUGCCUGUGGAGUCUUCCCCACCUCUUCUUUGUCCCACUCCUUGCUACAAUCACAGCACAUGCAAUGAGUGCCUCAGCUCCAAGGGGGCAGACGGCGGCUGGCAGCAGUGUGUGUGGAGCGUCGCGCUGAAACAGUGUAUGAGUCCCACAUUCCUUCCAAUGCGCUGCGCCGCCGGUGCAUGCGGAAGAGUCCUGAGUGGUACAGAAAGCUGCUCUCCAUCCUGCUCCCGCCACACCCACUGUGCUGCCUGCAUCCAGCAUCCCCGCUGUGGCUGGUGUGCCCGCAAAGAAGGCAAUGGAGAAGGAAGAUGUAUGGAAGGAGGACCCAGUGGACCCACACAAGGUAUGGGGGAGCAGUGCAGUUCUAGGGAGUCCGAUUGGGCUUUCAUGUCCUGCCCGCCUGAAAACGAGUGUCUAAAUCAACAUCACGACUGCAACGAGACUCAAAACUGCAGCGACCUCCUUCACGGAUUUAAGUGCACAUGCAAGAAAGGCUACACCCUGCACACGAUUACAGGUCUGUGUCACCCUGUCUGCGAACACGGCUGCGUUAAUGGAACCUGCGUGGAGCCAAACAGCUGCCGCUGUGACUUUGGCUACGUGGGAGAGAACUGCUCAGUGGCCUGCCGGUGUAAUAAGCACAGUGACUGUGAGGGGCUCGGAAUGGAAGAUGUGUGUAAGCAGUGCCACAAUAACACAAUGGGAGAGCACUGUGAAAAGUGUAAACCCCUCUUUGUGGGAUCGGCUAUUAACGGAGGCACGUGCCGGCCCUGUCUAGAUUUCUGCCGCGGGAACAGCGAAGUGUGCAUCACUAUGGAAGAGCAUGAGAAAGCCCUGAGGGAACCAGAGAAGUAUUCCUUGGAUCCAGAGAAGAUCCCCACUUGGGUGACCCAGGGCCCCACAGAGGACACGGCUGUCUGCGUGCAUUGUCAGAAUAACAGUCUUGGAGAUAAGUGUGAAGGCUGCCUGCCCGGAUACUUCCUCCUGGAUAAACGCUGCACCAAAUGUCAGUGCAAUGGACACGCGGAUACUUGCAAUGAGCUUGAUGGCACAAAUUGUCCUUGUAGUAACAACACAGAGACCCAGAAUUGUCAGAACAGUCCCCAGAGUGACAAGAAGGAGUGCUACAAAUACCAGUGUGCGAAAUGCAAGGACUCCUUCCAUGGUAAUCCAGUGAACGGCCGCCAAUGUUACAGACUCAUGACCGUAGAACAAGAGUACUGCUUUGACCCAACAUCUCAGAAUAACUGCUUCCAUGAGCCCAAUAUCCAAAACUUGCCUUAUGGCCGCAGUGUCUUUUUUGGCGUCCAGCCCAAGUUCACCAACGUGGAUAUUCGAGUCACCGUCGAUGUGACUUUUGGCUGCGUAGAUGUGUUUGUUUCCACCUCCCCAGACAGUUUUGCCAUUGAGGUUGACCCGGUAACGGGUGUCCACUUUGUCAGAGUGUACAGGUUAACAGAUAACGAUGUUCCUGGAGGUCCAGAGCCACUUACUGUUGCGUCAGUCAAUAGUAGUCGAUUGUAUACCAUUAACCGGUCGAGUUGGCUUCGCGAAGAGCGUCCAAAAGGACUGAUUACCUACAUUACAGUUCGCAAUCAGCAGACAGUUCUGAUAGUUCGGGGCGUCAGAGACCGCGUGGUCAUCACGUACCCUCACGAGCUCCACACGCUGAAAAACAGUCGCUUUUACCUCCUGCUUUUAGGCAAUUCAUCUGCAGGAUUUGGAGAAUCACAAGGCUUGCUUUUCUUCCGUCAAGACCAAGCACACAUAGACCUCUUUGUCUUCUUCUCCGUGUUCUUCAGCUGCUUUUUCCUAUUCCUGUCGGCAUGCGUCUUGCUCUGGAAAGUAAAACAGUGGCUCGAUGUAAGGAGAGAGCAAAGACGCCACCUGCAGGAGAUGAGCAAAAUGGCAAGCAGGCCAUUUGCCAAAUUGACGGUCUACUUCCACCCGGACGUCGAGAUGGUUGGAUGUCACCCUGGAGGACCAGUCCUACCAUCGCUUCAACAUCACCACCAUCAUCACCACCACCACCAUCGCUCCAAACCAAGAGUGAAAUCCUACGACCCGUCAACUCCUCAACCGCCCUCGUUACGUCACUCCGAUCCAUUUUUGUCUCAGCUGUUGGGAUAUACCUACUGCAACUUUAGAGUUGGACCCAUCACAUUAGAACCCACAGAUGACGGCAUGGCUGGUGUCGUCACUUUACUGUUGCAGCUGCCUGGAGGAGCCCAGGCCCCUAACAGAGCCUGCUUGGGAUCAGCCCUUGUAACUUUACGCCACAACCUUCAGGAAUACUGCGGCCCCAGCCAUGUGGUCAGCAGUUCCCGCAAGGGACUUCUCAGCCAUGAAAACCUCACUAGCAUGUCCCUUUAAAGGUGGAUCUAUGGUAGUAGAGACAGCAACCACAGACUAUAAAAAAACAGUGCCGUGACACUCCGAUAAGCCGAAAACAGCUCUUCUGUUUCACCACUGUGUGCGAGAAAGAACAAAAAAGACUGCAAAGGACUAAGUAAGGGCGUAAUAGCCUAAGCCUGAGUACGAUGAACAAACUGCAUUAUGAACUUUUUUUUUAUUCAAGGGGGGGUGGGGUUAUUUAUGAUGGUUUAGUGCAAUGUGAUUUUUGUUUUUUAAAUGGGGGUCUGGGUGGGACUUAACAAAACACUGCUUCAUAGGUCAGUAUUUCACAUAUUCCUAGCUGCUGUCUGUCUACAACUCUUGUGAUCAAGGCUUCUUCUAGGGAAACCCCUCAAAACAGAGCAGAUGAAGAUGUGGCGUCUGUGGUUCCUUGGCUGUUGUGACACUUCACAUUCCAUUUUGUAUCACCAGCUAGACACUACAAAUUCAAACACUUAGGCCCUGUAC